Bipolaris oryzae ATCC 44560 is the source of this 2715-nucleotide messenger RNA. RefSeq lists its product as uncharacterized. Gene Ontology annotation, biological process: autophagy of mitochondrion; protein localization to phagophore assembly site. The record is from RefSeq and is a predicted model, not a curated record. The transcript has 2 exons. Gene Ontology annotation, cellular component: autophagosome; phagophore assembly site. Bases 1 to 2715 code for a protein of 904 amino acids. NCBI's taxonomy places the organism in Eukaryota, Fungi, Ascomycota, Dothideomycetes, Pleosporales, Pleosporaceae.
AUGGCAUCCAACCUGCUAUCCAGACUCCUUCCCUCUGCCUCAGACGACCUCUACGAAAACGAACCGCUAAACACUACACACCACCGUGACUCUGUCUCGACUGACGAGCAGCACGAGAUGGACAUAGACGAGGAGAACUUUGGUGCUCGCUUUGAGGAGCAGGACCUGGCGCACUUGCUUGAGGAAGCCUCCUCCAGCCAGAUGACGACCGAGAGCCGCGCAGUCUCUCCAGAUACCAAACGUAACGCACCACCAGGCAUCAACACAACAGGUCGCAUACCUGCAUGGAGACAGCCUGCGCCAGCCCGCACUACACCUAUCGACGACGACGACGACGUUCCACAGUCCCUGCUUCUAGAAGGCGGACAUGGGCCAGCACCGGGUUCAAGUAAGCGCGGUGAAGGUCUUCCCAUGCCUGUACCAGGCCCGUCAACGCGACAGACACGGGCACAGUGGGAUGCUACCCGCACACAGCAACGACUUCACGACGACGACAGAAGAGGGGCACCUUCACAACCUUGGGGGCAUACCAGUAGACCUGGACACUUCGCGGCAGAUCCUCGGGAGAAAGCCUUGUGGCUGUGGGUAAAUCAGACGGAUCUGGACAACUAUAUGACUGAGGUUUAUGAGUAUUACGUUGGCUGUGGCAUAUACUCGAUCCUCCUGAGGAAGGUCCUGACGCUUCUGCAAACAGCCUUUGUGGUGGGUUUCAUGACAUUUCUUGGAUGGUGUAUCGACUACUCCAAAUUUCCUGAGAGCAACAAGAUGAGCCAGGUCUUGGUACCAAAGUGUGCCGCGAGAAUACACGGCUUUUGGAUACUGGCCCUCUGGCUCUUCGUCAUAUAUUGGCUCUACUCAUUCUAUAACAUGGUCACAGACAUACCUCGACUGCGAGCUAUGCACGAUUUCUAUCACUAUUUACUCGAUAUUCCCGACUGCGACAUUCAAACGAUACAAUGGCAGCAAGUCGUCACACGCAUCAUGGCGUUACGAGAUUUGAACUUAACUACUGCCUCCAACCUGUCGCCAGAAACACGCAAGUUGCUCGACUCGAAAAGCAGGCAGCGGCUGGAUGCUAUUGAUAUCGCAGGCCGCCUCAUGCGCCGUGACAACUAUCUCAUCGCCCUAUUCAACAAGGAAAUACUUGACGUCACGGUCCCCUUGCCCUUCCUGGGCAACCGCUACAUCUUCUCCGAGACUACAAAAUGGCAUGUUAACCUUGCCAUUAUGGACUUCGUCUUCAGCGGACCAAAUGGCCAAUUCAACCCAGGCUUCCUCAAGGAACGUAACCGCCGGGAGCUCGUGAAACGAUUGAGAACGCGUUUCUUCUGGACUGGCAUCAUCAGUAUUCUUUGCGCCCCUUUUGCCGUGGUUUUUGUGCUGGCCUCAUACUUAUUCAAAUACUUCACCGAAUACCACAAGGACCCGGGUCAGCUCAGCAAUCGUGACUUUACGACUUUCGCUCAGUGGAAAUUCCGCGAAUUCAACGAACUUCCUCAUUACUUUGCCCGUCGCCGUAACAUGGCCUAUCCAUACGCGAAUCUCUACCUCGCCCAGUUUCCGAAAGACAAGACCGAGCAGCUAUCAUCAUUUGUCGCAUUCAUUGCAGGUGCUUUCGCAUUCGUCCUCGUAUUAUUUACGCUUCUCGGCUCCGAGUUGUUCCUCAACUUUGAAAUCACACCUGGCAAGACAGCUAUCUUCUGGAUUGGUAUCCUUACUACGGUAUACCGCGUCGCAAGGGGAAGCAGCCCUCAGGAAGACCAAGUCACAGAUCCAGCCUACUACCUUAAUCAUGUCAUCUACCACACCCGUUAUGAACCCGAAUCGUGGCGUGAUAGACUACAUACCGACGAAGUCCGCGCUGAGUUCACCAAACUCUACCAACCCAAAAUCCUCAUAUUUGCCGAGGAGAUUUUGAGCAUGGUUAUCACCCCCUUCCUGCUCAUUUUCAGACUGCCCAAUUGCAGCGAGCGUAUUGUCGACUUCUUCCGCGAAUUCUCGAUCGUAGUCGACGGCUUAGGCGUCACAUGUUCCUACUCCAUGUUCCCAUCCACAAAGACGACACGUAACGCCAACAACAUCCCCGCCAACGGCACCGGUGCUCGCAGAGAAGACCCAGACCUUCGGGAAGACUACUUCAUGGCCAAAGACAACAAGAUGAUGGCCUCCUACUACGGCUUCCUAGAUACAUACCAGAAUUCCGGUCGCGGCUACAACAGUCGUCUACAAGGCCGCAGCAACUUCCAUCCCCCACCACAGUUCCCAAACACCUUUGGCACAAUGUCUCAGACCGCUCAACCAAUAGAAAUGGGCGCAAAAGCAUCAAGUCGAAACCAACCCGGUCGCCAGAACCUCCAGCAGAGAACACCGAGACAGAGACCCAUGGCAAGAGACGAGCCCAUGACCUCUAUGAUGCUUGAUCCGCACCACCAGCCUUCUUCGGCCUCGAUGCUGCGUGGCUCGCCUCACCAAGCGGGGGCGAACCGGUACCGUACACCUCUUCAACCAGUCUCCGAUGCACCUGGUCCAUCGCACACCCGUAUCGAGGAGGAAAGUAUGCUUGGUGACUCGUGGCGAACAAGCCGGUUGGCGCAAGAUGACGAUGAAGAAGAAGAGGCGGUUGCACCAGCGAACAAUGGUGGGGGAGUCUUACAGCUUUUGCAACAGUUUUCUAGAGCCCAAGCUGAAGGUCGGGGCGCGGGCGUUGGCGUUUAA